This is a messenger RNA of Acanthosepion pharaonis, 1203 nucleotides long. The record is from the annotation of a GenBank genome assembly. Lineage: Eukaryota; Metazoa; Mollusca; Cephalopoda; Sepiida; Sepiidae.
AUGUCCAUUGCUCAAAUCUAUAAGUUACAUGAUACUAUCACAUUUCUGCCCCUCACCUCGGUAUUUAUCUAUCCAUCAGUCUUGCUUUCUAUUUAUCUGUCUAUCUCCGUACUUAUUUCUCUCUCCAUAUUUAUCUCUCUCUCUCUGUGUCUCCAGAUUUUAUCUAUAUCUCUCUCUCUGUCUCCAGAUUUUUAUCUAUAUCUCUCUCUCUGUCUCCAGAUUUUAUCUAUAUCUCUCUCUCUGUCUCCAGAUUUUUAUCUAUAUCUCUCUCUCUGUCUCCAGAUUUUAUCUAUAUCUCUCUCUGUCUCCAGAUUUUAUCUAUAUCUCUCUCUCUGUCUCCAGAUUUUAUCUAUAUCUCUCUCGGUGUCAUCAGAUUUUUAUCUAUAUCUCUCUCUCUGUCUCCAGAUUUUAUCUAUAUCUCUCUCUGUGUCAUCAGAUUUUUAUCUAUAUCUCUCUCUCUGUCUCCAGAUUUUAUCUAUAUCUCUCUCUGUGUCAUCAGAUUUUAUCUAUCUCUCUCUCUGUCUCCAGAUUUUAUCUCUCUCUGUGUCCAGAUUUUAUCUAUAUCUCUCUCUCUGUCUCCAGAUUUUUAUCUAUAUCUCUCUCUGUCUCCAGUUUUAUCAUCUCUCUCUGUCUCCAGAUUUUAUCUAUAUCUCUCUCUGUGUCAUCAGAUUUUAUCUAUAUCUCUCUGUGUGUCAUCAGAUUUUUUAUCUAUAUCUCUCUCUGUCUCAAGAUCUAUAUCUCUCUCUAUCUCAUCAGAUUUUUUAUCUAUCUCUUUCUCUCCAUAUUUUUAUCUAUCUCUCUCUCUCAUCAGAUUUUUUAUCUAUAUCUCUCUCUCUAUUUUAUCUAUAUCUCUCUCUGAUAAGUUUUAUCUAUAAACAAGAUUUUUUUAUCUAUAUCUCUCUCUCUCUCUGUCUCCAAAUUAUAUCUUUCUGUCUCAUUUUAUCUAUAUUCUCUCUCUGUCUCCAGAUUUUAUCUAUAUCUCUCUCUCAACCAUCAACAUUUAAAUAUCUCUCUGUGAAAACCAAACUUUAUCUAUAUCUCUCUGUGUGUCAUCAGACUUUAACUCUCUCAAUGUCUCAAGACUUAUCCUCUGAGACACAUGGAUGGAUGAAUGUCAACAGUCCGACACAGAGAGAUGAAUGCAUGUCAACAGUCCGACACAGAGAGAUGAAUGCAUGUCAACAGUCCGACACAGAGAGAUGA